CAGAGAAGAUGGCGGCUUUCUUGCUUCCUCUCUGGAAAAUAUGCGAGAAAUAUAGGGAUCCGCUUCUUUUCAUAGCAUUUGUUGAUGUGGAAAAAAUAUGAAAAAUUAACUGACUUUGCGAUAAGGUUGACCUAUAGACGCUUUAUUCAAGAAACAAGCCGAAAUCCAGCUUACUCACAGUCGCCAUGUCUAACAAAAAAGGGGGUGAGUCAGUGAAGGUGGUGGUGAGAUGUCGUCCAAUGAACCAGAAGGAAAUAGCUCAAGGACAUCAAAGGAUAAUUGAGAUGAAUGUGAAGAAAGGAACAAUUGAGAUCAAUAAUCCCGCUAAAAAAGAGGAAGUGCCACGAAUGUUCACCUAUGACUCAGUUUAUGACUGGAAUUCAAAACAGAUUGAUCUCUAUGAUGAAACCUUCAGACAGUUAGUGGACUCUGUACUGGAAGGAUAUAAUGGCACAAUAUUUGCUUAUGGACAGACUGGGACAGGAAAAACAUUCACCAUGGAAGGUGUACGAUCAGACCCAAUCUUGCGAGGAGUGAUUCCAAAUUCCUUCGAGCACAUCUUUACUCACAUAGCUAGAACACAAAAUCAACAAUACUUGGUCAGGGCAUCAUACCUUGAAAUUUACCAGGAAGAUAUCAGAGAUUUAUUAUCAAAGGAUCAAUCAAGAAGACUGGAGCUUAAGGAGAGACCAGAUACUGGGGUGUAUGUCAAGGAUCUUCAGUCGUUUGUAUGUAAAAGUGUUAAAGAGAUUGAACAUGUGAUGAACGUGGGCAACCAAAAUAGAGCUGUGGGGGCAACCAACAUGAACGAACAUUCAUCCAGAUCCCACGCUAUCUUCAUCAUUACAAUUGAGUGCAGUGAGCCUGGUGCAGAUGGUGAAAAUCACAUCCGUGUUGGUAAACUGAAUAUGGUGGAUCUGGCUGGCAGUGAGAGGCAGACGAAGACUGGAGCUACGGGUGAAAGACUCAAAGAAGCUACUAAAAUCAACCUGUCUCUCUCGGCUCUUGGCAAUGUGAUAUCUGCAUUAGUGGAUGGAAAAAGUACUCAUGUGCCUUACAGAGAUUCCAAGUUAACAAGAUUGCUGCAAGAUUCGCUUGGGGGAAACGCACGUACAGUAAUGGUUGCCAACAUUGGUCCAGCAAGUUAUAAUUUUGAGGAAACGAUCACAACACUUAGAUAUGCAAACAGGGCCAAGAACAUUAAAAACAAACCGAAGAUUAAUGAAGAUCCCAAGGAUGCUCUGUUGAGAGAAUUUCAAGAGGAGAUCGGAAGAUUAAAGAGGGAACUGGAAAAACGAGGUGGCGGUGGAGCGGGAUCUAAGAAAGUCAAGAGAAGGAGACAAAAAGAAAAUGGUGAAACUGAAGAAAUAGAGGAAGAAGGCGAGGAAGGAAGCGAGCAGAGUGCGGAAGAUAAAAUCAAGUUGGAGCAGGCUAGGCUUGAAGAGGAUAAGAAAGCUCUCCAAGAAAAUCACAGCAUGAUGGCAGAGGAAAAGGAAAAGCUUAUGGGUGAAAUCCAGAAGAAAGCACAGCAGUUAAAAAAACAACAGGAGGCCCAGGCAGGUCUGAAAUCAAAAAUAAAGAUGAUGGAGAGUAAAUUGCUGGUCGGGGGUAAGAGCAUUGUCGACAAAACCACGGAACAAGAGCGAGCUCUGGAGGAACAAAGGAUACAGAUCGCUGAACAACAGCGCCGCGAAAGAGAAAUACAGCAAAAGCUAGAUGAAAAGGAAGAAGAUGCAGUAGAAAUAAAGGGAAAUUACACAUCUCUUCAACAGGAAGUGGACAGCAAAACAAAGAAACUGAAAAAGCUGUUUGGCAAGUUACAGACCAUCCGCUCUGAAAUCGCUGACCAGCAAGAAGCGCAUAUUCGGGAAAGACAGGAACUGGAACAGGCUCAGGAGGAUCUUACUAGGGAGCUGAAGCUGAAGUCCUUGAUAAUAGAGAACUUCAUUCCCCCUGACGAGCGAGUCAAACUUACUAAUAGAGCGGUUUAUGACGAUGAAAAGGAGGAGUGGCAGUUGAAACCUUCUUCUCAGAACGGCAGCCAGCAAGCCAUGGCUAAACGACCGGUUUCAGCCGUGGGCAACAGACGACCUAUUACUGAAUAUGCCAAAAUGGCGGCGGCCAUGGGUGGUCACAUGCGAUACAAGGCCGAGAACAUUAUCAUGAUCGAGCUGGACAUGCCCAACAGGACAACCAGGGAUUAUGAGGGGCCUGCUGUGGCACCUAAGGUUCAAGCUGCUUUGGAUGCGGCUCUACAGGAUGAGGAAGAUCUCACACUCGAUGCUGAUGUUCUUCUCAGUAAAACUAAGGUGAAGUCAAAGAGAAGAGACAAACCCGAUCAUAGCGAGCGACCUAAAACUGGGCGUAAAAGUAGAGGCCCGCUAUCUACCAGUCAGCAGCUGGGUUCAUCGGACUCUGCGGAAUACCCAACUGCUAGAGGCUUGGUUACUCAACAGAAGAGAGUGUUACCACAAUAACAGGAGUGGAUAUUAAAAAUUGUUGUCGUGGUGGCCCAACCUUAUCAAUCAUAUCUUUAUCAUCAACUCAUUUCCCACUGUUUUUAUUUCUAAAUGGAAUUAAGUUUCAAGUAAUUUAUGCCAUAUUUUUCUAGCGCUGUUGUUUUUGUCCUCGACGAGUUAUCUGACGACGGCGGGCAUCUGAUGCGGGUAUCCGAGGGGUGCCCACCCUUCUUCUGUAGGAGAUCCCUUCCCCAUCUCUGUCACUGAUCUAGCCGUUCAGACUAGUUCUGAAUUUCUUCAGGCUAUAUCUCAAACGAUGUCUGUACCAAUGGUUUAAAAUUAUCUGUGAACCCAGCUCUCGAGUAGGCCUUUAUCAUAAGUGUUGUAAGACGCGCGUUCCUUCACCUCGGGAAGAUAUGAAACGAGUCAGAGAGAGGUUUGUGGGGAGUCUGACACUAAUUUUAGUGCAAGACCCCUACUAAACCAGUCGCCGACUCCGGUUGCUCAAAGUAACAUAUGAGCAUCAUACUUUCCCGCGGGCAGAGAAACGCUCGUGCCUAAGCACUGACAACAAGGGCCUGGUUGCACGUUACUGUAAACCUUGCUGUUAGUUUGUUCGCAACCCCAGUAUUUUUUCGCAAACGCGUAAACACCACUUUAGAUUAGGAUCAUUUCAAUUCUUUGAAAGAAAAUGACUGCCUUCUUUUAAUGACAUGAAAUUUUGUCUCAGAGUGCUUAUUAUCAGCGAUCUUCAGGUCGCUGAAAGUGUUAAAUCAUCCCUGGUAUUCUUUUUAAAUAGAAUCCAGUCCUUAACACGGGCUGGUGAGGGUAAUUGGAUCGUUUUGAAGCUGUUUCAUCUGCGAUAUUAUUGUAAAUAACUUAGACGAGAUAUCAGUAGUUUACGUUUUGAAUUAUUUAUUUCGUAAGACUUAGUGCCUAAUAAACCAAUAUUCUCUUCCGAUUCGGGAAUGA
This is a messenger RNA of Pocillopora damicornis (cauliflower coral), 3431 nucleotides long. Its product is annotated as kinesin-II 95 kDa subunit. The record is from RefSeq and is a predicted model, not a curated record. NCBI's taxonomy places the organism in Eukaryota, Metazoa, Cnidaria, Anthozoa, Scleractinia, Pocilloporidae. Gene Ontology annotation, biological process: microtubule-based movement. Gene Ontology annotation, molecular function: microtubule binding; microtubule motor activity; ATP binding.